Messenger RNA from Tarenaya hassleriana, 2822 nucleotides. Its product is annotated as proline-rich receptor-like protein kinase PERK13. Gene Ontology annotation, molecular function: protein kinase activity; ATP binding. The record is from RefSeq and is a predicted model, not a curated record. Gene Ontology annotation, biological process: protein phosphorylation. Lineage: Eukaryota; Viridiplantae; Streptophyta; Magnoliopsida; Brassicales; Cleomaceae.
AAAAAAUAAUAAAAAAGAGAAAGGGGGAGUGUGUGGAUCGAAGGGCACAACGACGUGCCUGCAACUAUCAUCAACAAUGAUAAUGGCCUCCAUUAACUUGUUUACACCCACCGUUUCAAACACGUCCUGUAAUGGCUCCCAUUUUCUCCUCUGUCUCCAGCUAUUUUCGACCUCCUUUAAACCCUAAUUUCCCUUUUUAAACUUUGGUGUUCUUCUUUUCCGAUUUCUAGUUUACUCAUUGGAGAAUCACGAUGAUUCGGCAUUUCUUCUGAAAAGGAAUUAGAGAUGGAAACUAGGUGUUGAAAGGGGGGGGGGGAAUUUCUGGGUUUGUGGUUGAUUUUGGAAUAUAAUUUACCAUAAUUGGAAAAACAGGAGCAGAGGCCGAAAAUGUCGGACUCGGCGUCCAAUUCGCCGAGUUCUUCGCCACCAGCACCACCCGCCGAUUCUGCUCCUCCGCCGGACCCUUCCACUGGGGUCUCCGCCCCUCCUCCGUCUGAUUCCGCGUCUCCGCCUAAGCCGAUCUCCGACCUGUUGUCGCCGCCGAGUCCACCGGCUCCGACUCUGUCGUCUCCUCCUCCGGCUCCCACGCUGUCGUCUCCUCCUCCGGCUCCGUCGGUCUCCAAACCUCCUCCUCCGGCUCCGUCGGACUCCAAACCUCCUCCCCCACCACCGCUCUCAAGCCCACCUCCUCCGCCGGACGCCCCACCUCCGGCCGAUCCUCCACCUGUAGUCUCGUCGCCACCGCCGCCCCCGACCAAAUCCCCUUCCCCUCCUCCUCCUUCUCCUCCUCCACCGGCGGACCCUGCAACUCCACCGACCGACUCCCGUAGCCCCCCUCCUCCGCCGCCGCCGGACGUUCAAUCGCCGCCUCCCGAGUCUCCACCAACAAAGCCGAAACACCCUCCCGCAGGACCAGCGAAAUCGCCUCCGGCCCCGCAGGAAGUCCCUCCGGGUCCUCCGAGCCCAUUCUAUGCACCACCACCCAAACCUGGCUCUGCUCCGGGCGUGCCGGCUCAGCCACCGCCUCUUCCGGGAGUUCCCAGCAGCGGAAACUCCUCGGGAGACUCUGUCCCACCUCCUGCCAAUGGGGGAGGCUAUCAAGGGAAGACUAUGGUGGGGAUGGUGGGGGGGGUCGCCAUCAUCGCGUUAAUUGCAGUGGUGUUUUUAGUGAGGAGAAAGAAGAAGAGGAGCAUGGAUAGCUACGGUAACUCACAGUACAUGCCUCCGCCAAACUUCUCUGUCAAAUCAGACGGAUUUUACUACGGUCACAAUCCGACAAAGGGGUAUUCAGGGAAUGGGGGUGGUUCCAUGUACAAUACGCAGCAACAUUCAUCCACCGGAAACAGCUUCGGGAGCCAAAGAGGGUAUAUGCAGUCAUCUGACUCGGCAGUCAUUGGUGGCGCCAAGACGCAUUUCAGCUAUGAAGAGCUGAUGGACAUAACCCAAGGCUUUUCUCGGCACAACAUUCUGGGAGAAGGUGGGUUCGGUUGUGUCUACAAAGGUACAUUGGCUGGCGGGAAAGUGGUCUACGUUUUUUAUCUCAAAUCAGGUAGUGGUCAAGGUGACCGCGAGUUCAAGGCCGAGGUUGAGAUUAUCAGUCGCGUUCACCAUCGCCAUCUCGUCUCUCUUGUUGGCUACUGCAUUUCCGAUCCUCAUAGAUUGCUUAUCUAUGAGUUCGUUUCUAACCAAACCUUGGAGCAUCACUUGCACGGGAAGGGAAUGCCGGUACUCGAAUGGGCUAAAAGAGUUAGGAUUGCAAUAGGCUCCGCCAAGGGCUUGGCUUAUUUGCACGAAGACUGUCACCCAAAAAUCAUUCACAGGGAUAUAAAAUCGGCAAACAUUCUGCUUGAGGAUGACUUUGAAGCUCAGGUUGCUGACUUUGGACUCGCCAGACUCAAUGACACAACUCAAACACAUGUCUCAACUCGCGUUAUGGGAACCUUCGGGUACCUGGCACCGGAGUAUGCAUCAAGUGGAAAACUAACAGACAGAUCAGACGUUUUCUCAUUCGGGGUUGUGCUCUUAGAGCUUAUAACUGGUCGCAAACCAGUUGAUCAGAAUCAGCCUCUGGGAGAAGAAAGUUUGGUCGAAUGGGCCCGCCCACUGCUUCUCAAAGCUAUAGAAACCGGAGAAUUCAGUGAUUUGAUUGAUCCGAGACUUGAGAAACAUUACGUGGAGAAUGAAGUAUUCAGAAUGAUUGAAACCGCUGCUGCGUGUGUUAGGCAUUCAGCCCCUAAACGUCCACGCAUGGUUCAGGUGGUGAGAGCGUUGGACAGCGAAGGGGACUUGAGUGAUAUAAGCAACGGAACCAAAUUGGGACAGAGCACGGCCUAUGACUCGAGCCAAUACAGCCAAGACAUCAUGAAGUUCCGGAGAAUGGCAUUUGGCUUCGACGACACCUCGGAGUCUGGAAUGUAUAGCGGAGACUAUUCUCCCAGAAGCUUGAGGAGAGGAUCAAACGGUGUUUCGUCUGAGUUCACGAGGAACGAAUCUGAGAGCCGAGCCUUCAAUAACCGCUUGUUCUGAUUUCAUUACAAAUAGGUGAAAAAAAAAGACAUCUCUGCCUUUUGCUUGAAUGCUGUAAAGCCAUUUUCUUUGCAUUUUGUGAGAUACUUUUCUUGCUUAGGAGCCUUUAGUUUUGCCUCUUUGACGCCUCGAAACUUAUUUGAGGCGGAACCCAUAGAGAAUUAUGGAGAUUGAUUUCAAUCUUGUUUCCUUUGAUGGGCGUUGCUUCUCGGAUUUUUUGUUGGGUGUGAUCUCCUUGAUCAAGAACCCUUUAUGAUUCUUAUGUAUGUGUUUUUUUACAAUCUCUGUUCAAGUUU